Messenger RNA from Schistosoma margrebowiei, 384 nucleotides. The record is from the annotation of a GenBank genome assembly. Lineage: Eukaryota; Metazoa; Platyhelminthes; Trematoda; Strigeidida; Schistosomatidae.
AUGGAGUUUAAAUUGUGCUAUCAGAAUGGAUUAUUAUUGAAUAAUAAUAAUAAUAAUAAUAAUAAUAAUAAUAAUAAUAAUAAUAAUAAUAAUAAUAAUAGCAAUAAUAAUGAUAGUAAUAAUAAUAGUAAUAGUAGUAGUAAUAACAAUGAUAGUAAUAAUAGUAAUAGUAAUGAUAAUAGUAGUAAUAGUAAUAAUAAUAAUAAUAAUGGUAGUAAUAAUGAUAGCAAUAGUAAUAAUAACAAUAAAUACAAUAAUAAUAAUAAUAGUGGUAGUAGUAAUAGUGAUAAUAAUGGUAAUCAUAGUAAUAAUAGUAAUAGUAAUAAUAGUGGUAAUAAUAAUACUAAUAGUAAUAAUAACAAUAAAUCAGACAUUAGACAUUAA